GGGACGCUUCCCGUUUUUCAGAGGGGCGAAUCAACAGCCUGAACGUGCAGCCCAUGGAAGGGGUGGUGCCACCUCAUUCCAGUAGGGAUGAAGAAGGGGACACAGGAUAAACAGGUACUGUUGUGGAGGGCUGAACCUAUGAAACCUGGUUUGAUGUCCUCAAACUCCAUCACCUCAACUCUGCAGGCUGCUCCAGGUGAGAGAUUCCCAUUUCACAUCCACUUCACACCAACCCUGGAAGGGGAAGUGAAUUUUAACCUCAUCUGUGAUGUCAAGAAGAAAAGCCAGCCACUCUGUCUGAAUGUCAAAGCCAUAGGCCACGCCAUGAAUGUGUCUGUGAAGUGUGAAGAAAGCCUCGGGGUGGUGACUGAGCUGAACCCAGAACAUCCGAAGCAGAUCCACUUCCGUGAGAUGCAAGUCAACGAUUACGCAGAGUGCAACUUCUCCAUCCUCAACACCGGCAAAUUCAACUUCACCUUUUCCUGGGAAUUCUGCAACGCCAAGAAGUUUCUGCAGUGUUUUGCCCUCUCCCCAGAGAGUGGCACUGUGGAGGCCGGAGAACGGAUGGAGGUCAAGCUCUCCUUCCACCCACUGAAGGCCUUCACCUUAAAGGACAUUGAACUCAAACUGCAGAUAAGCCACGGUCCCACAUUUACAUGUGUGUUGCAAGGCUCAGUGUUGGCUCCCAGCAUCCAUUUCUUGCCCCUCAGAGUGGACUUUGGCAACUGUUUUAUCUACCAAGCUGGGAUGCCCAUUUCCAAGAGAAUCUUGGUGAUCACUAAUAAAGAGAGCAGGAAAGCCAGGUGAGCUGCAGCCUCUUGAGGUGAGAACUGGUGGGAUGGAGCAGUGUGUUGUUGAGUGAGGAGAAUUCAC
Thamnophis sirtalis is the source of this 873-nucleotide messenger RNA. The record is from RefSeq and is a predicted model, not a curated record. NCBI's taxonomy places the organism in Eukaryota, Metazoa, Chordata, Lepidosauria, Squamata, Natricidae.